UAUUUAUUAUGUAUGCAGUAUUCUGUCUGUGUGUAUGCCUGAAGGCCAGAAGAGGGCACCAGACCUUAUUACAGAUGGUUGUGAGCCACAAUGUGGUUGCUAGGAAUUGAACUCAGGACCUUUGGAAGAGCAGGCAAUGCUCUUAACUGCUGAGCCAUCUCUCCAGCCCCCAUGUCCUUUAGCAUCUUAUUUUUGACACAGUUCAAAGCAAGCAGUAGGGCUCAGCCCAUUCCACUGCCCCAGUCUUGCCGAUAGACAAGAUUAGAUCUGGAGGUAAAAUUGAUAUAAAAUAAAAUGAGUAGAUCUUCCUUUACUAGUUGGUAAGUUCUGAGCAGUCUAUACACUUCUUUGUCUGCCAACACCCCUUCAGUCAGACCCUGCCUCUCCAGCCCCCAAAGGCUGCCAUCAUUCUUCUGUCCUUCAACUGUAGACUUGCUGUCUUAUUCUGGGAUGUACUUUUUUUAUUUAAUAUUAUUUUUUUUUCAAGACUGGGUUUCUCAGUGGCUUUUGGAGCUGGGAUGUACUUUAAAUAUAGGCACAUAGCCUAAGCUCUUUGCUCUAAGCUUUUUGUUACUUGGCAACCUUUGUAUUUGUUAUGUUGCUUCCCUACUACAGUCACUGUAUUUAUAAGACAGUAUUUAGCCUUCUGUUGACGGAUCCCUGCGUUGGUCCCAGUAUGAGGCCAUUUUGAAUGAAUUUCCUGUGAGCAUGCUUAUGCACGUCUUUUGUGGGUGAAUGAUUUUGUCUCGGGUAAAUGCAUCAAACUGGAAUAGCUGGGUUAGAGGUGGGCCUGUACUUUGUCUUAUAAGAAACCUGCAAACUGUCCCCAUAGGCUGUGCCCUGUCAGUCUGUGGAUAGUGUAGGGGCUAAAGGUGUCUAUACCCUUGUUAACAUUUGGUGUUAUGAUCCCUCGGUGCAGUAGAAUUUUUUUUUCAUGUGUGCAUGAGCUGUUUAUCUCUCUUUAUGAAGUUUUUGCUCACAAGCUUUGCCCAUGUUUUGGUUUCUAUUUUAUUCUUAUAAAAUUAUGUAUAUUUAAAAAUCUAUUAUUUGUGUAUCUCUGUGUAUGUAUACAGGCAUGUGUAUCACAUGGACAUUGUGGAGUUCAGAAGACAACUUUAAGAAGUCACUUUCCUUCUUUUACCAUGGGUUCCUAAGGUCACACUCAGGUUUUCAGGUGAAUGUGUACGUGCUGGGGAAGACGUUCCUGCUCUUGGCGAGGGAGCUCUGCAUCAACGCACCGGCUAUAGACCCAUGCUUGUACAUUCCACGUUUUGCUCAUCUACUGGAAUUUGGGGAGAAGAACCAUGAAGUAUCCAUGACAGCCCUGAGGCUUCUGCAGAGAAUGAAGAGGGAUUGGAUGCACACAGGGCGGCGCCCCUCUGGCCUCUGUGGAGCAGCACUUUUGGUUGCAGCCAGAAUGCAUGACUUCCGGAGAACCGUCAAAGAAGUCAUCAGUGUGGUCAAAGUGUGUGAGUCCACACUACGGAAGAGGCUCACAGAAUUUGAAGACACUCCAACCAGUCAGCUCACCAUUGAUGAGUUUAUGAAGAUUGACCUGGAAGAGGAAUGUGACCCUCCUUCAUACACAGCUGGACAGAGGAAGCUGCGCAUGAAGCAGCUGGAACAGGUCCUGUCAAAAAAGCUAGAAGAAGUCGAAGGUGAAAUAUCCAGUUACCAGGAUGCUAUUGAAAUUGAGCUAGAAAACAGCCGGCCAAAGGCAAAAGGCGCUCUUGCCAACUUGUCAAAGGAUGGCUCCGGUGAGGACGCCACAUCCAGCCCAUUCUGUGAGGAAGACACGGAGGAUGAAGAGCUGGAGGCUGCUGCCAGCCACAUGAACAAGGACUUUUAUCGAGAGCUCCUGGGGGAUGAUGACAGCUCAGAAGCAGCACAAGGUCCUGAUGGGGGCAGCAGGCCCCUCGCCCUGGAGUCCUUACUUGGCCCAUUGCCCACAGCAGCCAGCCUGGGCAUCUCCGAUUCCAUCCGAGAGUGCAUCUCCUCCCCAAGUGGGGACCCCAAAGACACUUCAGGAGACGGGGAGCUGGACCUCAGUGGCAUCGAUGACCUUGAAAUUGACAGAUACAUCUUGAACGAGUCAGAAGCCCGGGUAAAAGCUGAGUUGUGGAUGCGUGAAAAUGCUGAGUACCUGCGGGAGCAGAGGGAGAAAGAAGCAAGAAUAGCAAAGGAAAAGGAGCUUGGUAUCUAUAAGGAGCACAAGCCCAAGAAGUCUUGCAAACGCCGGGAGCCAAUCCUGGCCAGCACAGCUGGGGAGGCUAUUGAAAAGAUGCUGGAACAGAAGAAAAUCUCCAGCAAGAUCAACUACAGUGUGUUGCGGGACCUUAACAGCAAGGGUGGGGGCAGCCCAUCCAGAGAGGACUCACAGCCCCCAGAACGUGCCAGCACCAAGAAGUUGUCACGAAGGAAAAGAACAGCUAGCAGGAGCAGUGCUGACCCUGGGACAAGCAUGGGGAAGAGGUUGAGGCCUUUGGUGUCUACACAGCCAGCUAAGAAGGCAGCUGUGGGAGAGGCCUUGCUUUUAAGUUCCCCUGCCCUGGGAACUGAACCAAUCAAGCCAUCAGCUGUCUUGGUGGAGAGUGGCCCUGUGUCCUACCAUCCUGAUGAGGAUGCAGAUGAGGAGGACGCUGAAGAAGAGGAUGGAGAGCCUUGCGUCAGUGCUCUGCAGAUGAUGGGUGGCAAUGAUUACGGCUGUGAUGGUGAUGAGGAUGAUGGCUACUAAGUAGAACUCAAGGCAGAAUCCUGGUGCUGGACUCCAAGUGUAUCUGUGGAGGUCAGAUGGGCCCUGGGGCACGGCUCACAGGCAUGAUUUCUGGACUCAACCGGUCAAGCACUGCCCCACUUGAUUUGAAGCUCUCUUUCUAUGGCCACAUUGGGGGCCCCAUCAUACUGUUGGGAAUCAUGUUUUGAGCAAUGUAAGGAAUAUUUUUGCCCAACAAGGGAAGCCAGCUGUGUGUUUAUGUGUAAUGAAACAUGGUCAGAGAACAGCCUGGUCUUGCUCUUACCCUACUAGUCUGUGAUUCUCCAGAGAUCCCCAGGCAGGCUCUGUGUGUUCCUGUCAUAAGGAGAUCAAAACACAAAGGGGCUUUACUUAGGAAGUAGAACCUUGGUCUUAGCUUGCUGCCAGUGUUCUGCCUGCCCUUCACACCCUGGACGGAUAGGUGUUGGGCAGAAGAUGUGUGGCAGUUACUGCUGUAUGGUUAGCAGCUAUAGUCUGGAGCCCCUGCCUUUUACUGCAGCCGCAGCUUCCUGUGGAGGCGGAUAUGAGCUCUGCCAUCUCUGAAGUCCGUUCACUGUCUGGAGCCACCAGGAGCAUUACAGGCCUCAGCCUUUCACAUAGGACUCAUCAAGUUCAUCAGCAGCGCUCAGAAAGUGGAAACCUGGAGACCAUAUGCAUUUGCUAAUGUCCAGCACAACCUAUGUGGAAUUCUGUCAAGAAGGCCCACAAGCUGUUUCCUCACGAGAAGGCUCAGGACUAUAUCAGUGCACUUAACUCAGAUCUCCCUUUCCUAGAUGCAGCCCUGGAUGUGAGUCCCUGGGCGGAGUACUGGUCUCUGUUUCAAAUCAAGAGGUGGGGACCAGGCUUGAGAUGAUGAGGUGUGGGGAUGCUGCUGAUGAAAGUAGAUGGGUGGGACAGAUAUGGAGUGGUUUUGGUGAGAAGAUUGCAAAAUACUUUUGGAUUUUGGAGUAUGGAAUUAGGGAAUCAAGGAUCCUUCCUAGGGUGGGGGCCAACUUCACAGGAGUGAGGUCCGAACCAUGGUAGGGAGCCAUGACACUGGUCCAGAGUAAUUUUAGGGUGUUUGUAUACUUACAUGUAACAGGAUUUACCUAUGGCAUGGAGAGAGUACAGGGAUGAGGGGUGGCUGGUAAGGACUGCAGGAAUAGGGCUGGAGAGUGGCUCAGAGGUUAAGAGCACUGGCUGCUCUUUCAGAGGUCCUGAGUUCAAUUCCAGCAACCACAUGGUGGCUCACAGCCAUCUAUAAUGAGGUCAGGUGCCCUCUUCUGGUGUGCAGGCAUACAUGGAGGCAGAAUGUUGUAUACAUAAUAAAUCCUAAAAAAAAAAAAAAAAAGAAGAAGAAGAACAACAACAACAACAACUUCAGGAAUAGAAACAAGUACCCUAGAACAGGAGCUGAGGCCUCUCCCCAGCUGUGCCUUUUUUCUUGUGAGACAGCAAGAAGGGUGUCGUCAAGGCUGGACAAUGGGCAAGAGCCAGGAAGGAGUAAUUGAGUCCCACACUACUAAGGAGAGGGUUGAAGAAAGUCAGGACAGAGGGAGGGGGACAGUGAGAACUGUCUCUAGAAGAUGGGUGAGUAACAUAGUGGGAGGUCCUGAAAUGGUUGAGACCCAGGUACUGAGGAGUAGGGUCCAGUAGGGGGCAUCCGUGAAGUGGGCAAGGGUACCUCUGGGCUGCGGCCACAGCCUUGUGUGAGCUGCCACCAGCAUUAGUGUAAGGCUCAAGGAGGCAUUGGGUCUGUAUGACCCUGUUCUGCAUACACUUGUCCAUUUCUCUGCUCUUUUCUGACUUGAGAUUACCACAUUAUCCCUUUGCCUCGGUCUUCCCAGAGUGCAGAGCAGUGCCUUAGGCAGUCUUCUGGGACAGAACCAGGCCUCACCACAUUGAACCUUAGAAAGAGGGAGUCCAUUGGAUUCUAGACUGCAUUCUAGACUGGGAUCCUGUCUGGUCUACACAUUUGAGUGCUGAUUAGACAGGAAGUCCUACUUUCUCUGCCUCUUUUAUCCUCUCCUACUGCCUUUCUGCCAGCGCGGGGGGGGGGGGGGGUGUAGGGGAGGCAGCCUGCAGGCUGCACUACCCAAGUUUCUUGCCAGCUGCCUGAACUGAGGAACCUCGUACUUGGUGGUUACCACCGUCCUCUGCAAGCUGGUGAUCACCAGCACAAGACAGUAUCACUUAGCAAGAUCCCUGAUAACCGAGCACAUCUAAGCUUAGCAGAAUGUGUGCUUGUCUUUAGAGGUCAUGGGAUUGCUUGUAGGAGUGGGGCCACAGAGUGAGAGAAGUCAGCAGUGGAGGGCAGGGUGGCGCUCCCACUUGGAGUUCUUCCAUCCAGAGCUAUUGGGUCCAGGAGGAGCUUGUGCAGCCUACCCUGGACCCCAGUUUCCUAUCCAGCUGCUUUUUCCAACUGUAUACCUACUGAAGCAGGAGUGAAAUAAGUCCUGUGGAAGGUGGAGAGUGAGCUCUGACCAUGCCACCACCUUUGGUCAUAAUCUUGGCACCUGUCCAGGACCCAGGGGACAUGCACACCUUGCCCUUGCUCCAGCCACAGGAGUCCAUUCCUCUCCCACACAUAAUUUGGCCAUGGGCUCAGCUAAAUGGAUUUUUGCCUCUGUGCUUAAAGUAGCUAUCACCAGAUGCAUGCUUGGUUAGAUGAUAGGGACCCUACAGGAAACCCCAGAAGCCAAAGAGGCAGGGCCUUAAUGGGUGUUGCUAAUGCAGGAGUGGGGUGCAUGCAUCUUAGGAGCACCUGUUAGACCCAGCAUUCCUCCUUGUUCUCCCUUCUUUGAGGCAUAGGAUAGGGACUAAGUGAAGAAAGAGGGCCUAAGUGGCUUUGUACCCUCUACAGGCUGCUGCCUGCAUGGUGGAUAACUCGGGUUCUAAUUGCUCUCUGCUCAGCAAUUUAGGCUGAGUUAGAAGCAUUGACGCAUGGUGUUAUAGACAGUAACUGGAACUGGGUCAAGGGUGGCUUCUUUUUGUUGUUGGUAGUAUGGUUCUGGGUUUGGGUUUUUUGUUGUUGCUGUUUGUUUUUGUGGAAUUUUUGUUGUUGUUGGUUUUUUUUGUUUUUGUUUUUUUGAGGCAGGGCUGUUCUGGAACUCGCUCUGUAGACCAGGCUAGCCUCAGACUCAGAAAUCUGCCUGCCUCUGCCUCCUGAGUGCUGGGAUUAAAGGUGUGAGCCAACACCGCCCAGCAGGGUGGUUUCUUGAGAGUUCUUCCAGUCUAGGGAACCAAGCCUAGGCCAGCCCUGGAAGGCCUUGAUUUAGAAAAGAGAUCACUGGCUUACUGGAACUAGAGCAUGAUGCAGGCCACCAGCCCUGCAGGCCCACAACCCCUCCGCAACCCUUGCAAGCUCUGGGCACACCCUAACUGGAAUUGAAUAUCCUAAGUCAGUGUAGACGGGGGUGUCUGACUUCAUUUGCCCCUCCUUGAAGCAUAUAUAGUCUCUGAAGCCUUGGAUGUAACACUUUUCAGGCAAGCCUGUGACAGUGACUGAAAUCUUGGGCCCCUUCUGGCCACAGAGGAAGCUCUGUGAUCAUUGGAGCAAAACACCUGUUUGACUUCCCCCUAGUCCAACCCAUUUCUGUUCCUCUGCUAAGGUGGAGGGACCAAGUUUCUCCAUACCCCAAGAGUCCCCUGAUGGCUGUACCCAGGGCGGUGAUGUACGCAAUACAGGUUGGUGUUGUAUAUGGCAAUGGUGAUGUCUGUUGAGAGUGUCCCUAUCAUUACCUUCUGAAGCUCCCUUCCUGUCCUCUCUGUACCUUCUGCAGCCUCCAAGAGUACAGGGGCCUAGCCAAGGACAACAGGCUUACUCCAAGAAAGCCUUGGGAGGACUUUGGAGGAGGUAGCCUCCUUCCUGAGGUGCUGUAAGUUUACUUAUCCCUGUCAGGACUGGGCUCUCCACAUGAACUAUAAGGUUGUGUGCUUUGCCCUGGAGAUGGGCAAGCAUGAGUUUGAUCACUCAUGAGAGUGUGUACUUCCUUGAGAUGGUAGUUACCUAGCCACCUCUGGUGGUCUUGGGCUAGGUGGAGUUAUUCAGUACCAUUGCUUUGUGGGGCCACAGACCAGAACACACAGUCCCCAAGCCCUUCGCUUACACUGCCCUGACCCAGUAAACCCCAGAUGGGGGUGGGGAAACAGCAAGACAAGUGAGCUAGAAGCACAUGUCAGGCCAGCUGGGCAGAAGUAGGGGGCACAGUAGGUGGAGGAGAAGCCAGACACUUAGUAGACUGAGCCUCAGAGAUACAGGACCUGUAGGUACAUAUCUGCUGGUGAAUUGGAGUACUGUACUUGUCCAUAACAAGCCUAGUGAUUGGCUUGAGCUGCCCCCUCUGGUGGCUGCUUGCAGCACUGUUUCUUGAAGGACUUUGCUGGAUAUAACUUUUAGCCAUUAAAGCUGACCUGGGUUUUUUCUCUGCUUGGGUGAUACAGUUGACUGGCCCUCUCACUGAACCCACCCCCUACUCUGCAAUCCAACAAAUAGGAGUGCCUCAGAACCUGAACUUAGGGGACUGGCAGGGAUGUGGGCUGGCACACAGCUCCUGAAGCAGCACACCUCCAAGGCCUCCUUAGACUUAAGAUACUGAUUGUACAACCAGCACCCUCUUGCCCUCGUCUGUCCCAUUCACAGGACUCAGUCACUCUGCAAAAGUGCCUUGACCUUUUGGGGGACCCUGAGGUAUCAACUCAGCUUCAGGUAAAGUGGUUGGGAUGGGGGUGGUGCUAUCCUAGUCUGAGUAAACUAUGCAAGUAAGGGUCUCCAGUCCAAAAGGGGUUUCAGGAAGAGCUCUUAGGCAGUGGGGGGUGGGGGAGUCACUCAGCCUCUGCAUGUUACUGAGCUCUGUUAGGUGGGCCACUGUUUCCUUGGUGAUCGGAACCUGUGUUUAUACCCUGAGCUACAUGCCUAGAGAGAUGGCUGGUCCCUAGGGUGCUUGGGCUAUAACAGGCUGGAAAGGGGUAAAGUCAGGUUCCAAGCUGUACUUGGCGCCUGAGGUCUAUCCAGAACUUCAAGGGGCUGUGGGCAGUAGUAAUGGGCAGACUUUAUGGUUUUCCUGUUGGGAGAGGAACCUAAAUCAGGAGAGCUAUUGUACCCAAACAAUGGACCUGGCUAAGACCCAUGAGAGCAGUCGCCCCAAGCUGGUGGGACCCAACCCAUUUCAACCAUCACUCACUUUCACUCCUCAACCUGACCUUGGGUCUAGCCUGUCCUGAACCUCAUUCUGUCAAACUCUUGGUUCCUGCCAUCCCAGCUAACCCUGAAUGGGAAGGAGCAUGGAUGUGCUCCCAAAACAUCUACAAAGGGUUUUAAUGCAUAAUGCACCUUGCAUCCCAGCUCAGUGAAAGCAGCACAGUGGAGGGGGUGUUACUGGCACCUGGGCAGCAAAGCUGAGCUCCCAGACCAGCCCUGCUGCUCAGACAGAGGUCUGGCAGGCCCAGGAGGUCCCAGCUUGGGCAAAGGUUGGGGAAGUCUGUAGAGAGUAGGUCUAGUCAAGCCUGGUGAGCUGGAGGCAGUGUCCACUGUGCCAUAUGGUGUAACUCUUUUCCCCAAUAUGAAGGUCGUGAAUAGCAAUCAGCCAGACACCUGCUCAGCAAAGCCUGGGAGAUUAUGGCCUGCCUGAUGACACAGUGGAUGGUGGUUAAACAGAAUCCACAUGCUGUCUUGAGUGCCUGUGUUCAGAAGUGACAUAGGCUUGCUGAGGUGACGUUCAUCACCUUUAAGCACUCAACAAAGGAGCAUUUGCUGAGCCCGAGAGGACUGGUGAUCUCUACUGCUUUGAGCUACCUCUAAUUCCUGGGGAUCCAGGCACCACUGCUCUCAUUACCUGCAGACAAGUUCACUCCAUAGGAGACAGUGUACUCCAACUGGAAGUAAAAAUGAGCAACAGGCCAGGCCAUGGUGGCCUUUAACCCCAGCAGGCAGAUCUCUGUGAGUUUGAGGCCAGCCUGGUCUACAGAGUGAGCUCCAGCACGGCCAGGGCUACACAGAGAAACCCUGUCUCAAAAAACAACAAAAAAAAGUAAUGGAAAGCAGGUUCAUCGGGCCUCCCCUGUGUCAGCAACACGCACUCUCACUUGAGUGACAGUGUCCCUCAGCCGAGAGGCGGCACCCGGAGGCCCCAGGAACUUCAUCUCCCACAGGACUUUGACCAGAAUAGUCAGUCACUCCAACCACACAAACACAAAAAGGCUCGAAAUAUUUCUCAGUCAUUUGUGAGUUAUUCACUGAGCAGACUCUGGCAGUGCCUCUGAGUAAAGCCAGUGGCACAGCAGGGAACAGCCAGGCCUCUCCUUCAGGCUGCUUGUGGGAGAGAUUAGCACACAAUUGUAUCUGUCCAUUGACACCUGAGGGGUGGCAAAGUGCUAGAAGCUGAGAUAGGAUCAAUUUAAGUUCAGGGCCAACAUAGGCUAUAGGAUGAGACUUUGCAGAGGCCUGCAGAGGAGCAGUGACGCCAUGCUGGACACCUAGGCAGGACCUGAGUAGAAUAGCAUGCUGGUCUUCCUCUAUUCCAAAAACGGCUGUGGGAAUGCUGGUGGGAACGGAAUGGACCUGGAGGGCUGGAGGAGCACAGGAUGUGGGGUGGAAGAAGACAGGGGCUCGCGGGGAUGUGCGGGGAAAUGGGUUCUGGUAGAGGUCUCUGGACAGAAGAAUCUAGGAUGAUGAGGUGGAGUCAGGCUCAGCAGCCUGUGGAGGGCUUCUGGGGGACAUCCCUGGCAGGUGGGCCCCCAGACAAACUGCUAUUCAAGAACAAGAUUUCCCAGCCCAUUGGCAGUGACUCCGAUUGAGAAGUUGGAUUGGGGGCUUAGGCUGCACACAGGCUGUCCAGGCUGGAGGAAUGCGGGGUUACACUCCUGUCCUAGUUUGCUUCCUCUUGCUGUGAGUUUUUAAAUUUUUUCAUUAGAUUUAUUUCACGUGAGAGUGUUUUGCCUGGUAUAUGUAUGCUUGGUGCCUGCUGAGGUCAGGAAAGGGUAUCAGAUAACUGAACAUGAGUUCAGAUUGCUGUGAACCACAUGGGUGCCCAAGAGCAAACCAAGUCCUCUGUAAGAGUAACAACUGCUGAGCCAUCUCUCCGGUCUGUUGUCAUUUUAAAAUGCUGAGCAAACCCACCUUAGGAAGAGGGAAAGGGUUCAUGUGGCUUACAUGUCCUGAUCACAGUUCAUCAUUGAAGGAAGUCAGGGCAGGAACCAUGAGGGAACACUGCUUACCAUUUUGCUCUCCAAAGUUUGUUCAGCUUGCUUGCUUAGACAACCCAGUACCAUUUUCCCAGAGAUGCCAUGGCCCACAGUAGGUUGGGCCUUUCCACAUCAAACAUCAAUCAAGAAAAUGCCCUACAGACAUGCUCACAGGCCAAACCUGUGACAGCAAUUCCUCAGUGAAGUCAAAUGAUUUGUGUCACAUUAACAACUAACCAUCACACCUCCACUCAGGAUCAGCAGGCAGAAACAGAAAGCCCUAAGGGCUGGAUUACAGAUCUCACAGGCAAAGGAGAGCAGUGUUUCCCUGUAAGCAAGAGCCCACCCAGACAGCCUUUCCUUCCCCCCCUUUUUCACCAGCCUUCUGUAUGUAAGGGCCAAGGGCACUCU
Molecule: messenger RNA, 10324 nt
Organism: Alexandromys fortis (reed vole)
Lineage: Eukaryota; Metazoa; Chordata; Mammalia; Rodentia; Cricetidae
Gene: Brf1
Product: BRF1 RNA polymerase III transcription initiation factor subunit
Exons: 15
Coding region: 1064-2734 (556 amino acids)
Biological process (GO): transcription by RNA polymerase III; DNA-templated transcription initiation; transcription preinitiation complex assembly
Cellular component (GO): transcription preinitiation complex; nucleus; transcription factor TFIIIB complex
Molecular function (GO): TBP-class protein binding; RNA polymerase III general transcription initiation factor activity; RNA polymerase III type 3 promoter sequence-specific DNA binding
Source: RefSeq, a predicted model, not a curated record